AAUCAAAAUCAUUUUUACAAAACUAUUUUAUAGAAACACAGCCAAAUUUUAAGUUUUCCAAAUCUUUCAAUGCCUCCAAAGAAGAAGUCAAAGAAGCAGCGCGAUAUCGAUUGGGCGGCCGACGCCAACUUUGACAAAAACCGUUCGAUGAUCUACAUCGAACACACGUUAGAAUGUCCGAUAUUUACGACAAAAGCUGAGGAAUUCGGCGCUUAUGUCGCCCAAGAGGUGCCCAAUCGCAUCAUACAGCUGAUACGCAACCAUAACGGCAAAGUGGCGCCUAGGGAAGGUGCUUUCGAGAUUGGAUUUUCGCAGAAUGCGCGCACCUCCGUGCAUCAGCUCUGGUCCGGCAUUGAUAAGGGACCACCAAGGCGUGACAAAUUCCCUCCGGAGUACGAGUCACUCAUGCAAGAAAUACACAAAAUCUUGAAGAAAUUCUAUCCAGACGUCAUAGAAAAGAACCCCUUGGAAGGUUUGGAGGAUGAUGACGCAGCGCCAGCGUAUGACUGAAGAAAUAUCGAAUUAAACUAAUGUUAAAAUACCAACAACAGUAAAAGCGGAAACAAUGAGGAUAUCCGACACAUAUCGCAAGCGACGAUGCACUUGUAUUUGACAUCUACCGUGAAACAGUUUGAACGCCAAUGCAUCAGUUUGAGAGGCUAUGAAUUGUGGUAGUAGAAGUUCAAAGCCAUUAACAAAGUUUCAACUUUUCCCCGUAAGAUGUCGCAGAAAUCGCGUUUUCUUUGCCACUUAAAAAAAUAAAUUAUUUGAUGGAGAAUUCGAAAAUCUACAUUUUUAAUUAAAUAAAUUGGUAUUAAACGAAAUAAAA
Messenger RNA from Zeugodacus cucurbitae (melon fly), 829 nucleotides. RefSeq names its product selenoprotein BthD. The transcript has a single exon. The coding region runs from base 70 to 510 and encodes 146 amino acids. Gene Ontology annotation, cellular component: Golgi apparatus. The record is from RefSeq and is a predicted model, not a curated record. Lineage: Eukaryota; Metazoa; Arthropoda; Insecta; Diptera; Tephritidae.